UCUUCAGGGUUUUCUGAUGCUGUUUUAGUCUUGAUAGGCGAAAUAUUUUGUACUUAAUCAGUAAGCAAUGCUGUAAUUCGGAACGAUGCCAUAUUGUAACUUCGGAACGAUACUUGCAUUUGUAUGCACAGCCUUAUCGCCAGCGUACAUAUUCUUUGCUGCCAAAUGUGUUGAAAUGUCAAGAAUGGAAAUUAGUUUGGUGGUGUUUAUUGGGAACUACAUGUUCAAUCUGCCACACCAGUCGUACAGUCUAUAUACCGAAAAGCCGAUUCCAUGGAACGACAUGAAGUAUUUGAUACUUGUUGGUACGAUAAGCGCAUGCGCUGUAAUUACAUACUACGUUGCAAUGGAUUAUUUAUACGUCUCAGAUCUCAUCGCUCUUGGUAACGCACACGCGGUACCUACAUUGCUGCUGUCUUACAUCAUUUUGAAAGAAAAGAGUGGUGUUUUGGAAGUGUUGGUUGCAUUCGUCAGUCUGGGAGGUGUUGUUUUGAUUGCCAGACCUGCCUUUCUGUUUGGAGGAACAGCUGCCAGCAAUACGAGGAGCCAAGACAGAAUGUUAGGAGUGUUCAUCGCUAUGCUGGCGACACUAUGUUUUUCUGGUACUUUGGUUCUAUCUAGAAAGAUAAAAAGCGUUUCCGCCAGUAGCGUUCUGACUUGCGCAGCGUUACAAGGCGCGGUUAUAUGUUACAUUUACAUUAAGUUAACCGCUGGUAAAUUUUCGAUGCCUUGUUUUCAUGAUUUUAUUUUUGCAAUGCUGGCAGCCGGUGCUAGUUACACAUGUCGAAUUUUAAUGUUUGCCUCCUUACAUUUUGAGCUUCCGAGUAUCGUAUCUGUUAUACUUUCCGGUCAAGUUCUGACGGGUUUCAUUUAUGAUACCAUGCUUCUCAACACUGUACCUUACGCCACUUCGUAUAUCGGAGGUGUUCUUAUAAUGUUAGGUACAGCGGGAUCUAUCAUAGCAAAGUCAUGGAAGCCAUCUUGCAAAUCUAUUUCUUGCAAACGAUAAAAAUAAGUUGAUGCAUACUUUCUUCAAGCGUUAGCUGAAAGUAACAAGUAUAAAUUUUAGCUAGUAUGUUUUAAACGUAAAACCUUUGAUCGUUUGUUUCUGUUUGUCAGUAUAUACCAGGGUUUCUUGAACUUUUUAAAGCACGCCCCCCAAUAAAGACCUUAACAAAACUCGCCCCUCCCCCUUCUUGUUAAAUUAUCACAGUGGUGUUAAAUUAAUUUCUGCCAUAAUCCACCACACCCAAACCUGACAACAUAGUUAUCCACUAUAUACAAAUAAUAAACAUAUUG
Molecule: messenger RNA, 1299 nt
Organism: Ciona intestinalis (vase tunicate)
Lineage: Eukaryota; Metazoa; Chordata; Ascidiacea; Phlebobranchia; Cionidae
Source: RefSeq, a predicted model, not a curated record